AGUAAUCCCUUGGACUAUUUUGUGUAGCCAUUUCUAACGCUGUCAAAUUGCUGGUAAUGAGCGAGGUGGGCGAAGAGGAGCUUGCCGCGUGCAUUGCUACGCUGCAGAAGCUCCAUGGAGAGGAAGCUCACCAGUUGUUCCAGUCAUCUCCGCGCUUUAAGCCACUGCGGACGGCGCUGAUCCCUCUCAUUGCAGAUCUGCGCGCCAAAUUCUUCCAUGGGAACUCAGCAGCAAGUGACAACUCGCGCCAGGAGCGCAAGAGAGCCAAGAAGGUGGAGAGAGCAAGGCAGAAAGCUCUGGAUCAGCAGUACGUGAACAACACUAAGCUGCGCGCAGAGCGAAUCGCGCGGUUGGCAGCGUUGCAGGCGCAGAACCCGUUGCUAGCCAAUGUACCCGACGGUGUCGCGGCUGCUGAUGAACCGAUGCUCCUGAAGGAGAACGGAGAAGAGGAGAAGAAGAAAGAAGAGAGAGAAACGGAGCAAUUGCAUUACCACCGUGCAUGCUACACGUGCAAGGUCAAGUUCCGUAAGCUGCAUCACUUCUACGAUCGGCUGUGUCCAUCCUGUGCCGAACUCAAUUACAAGAAGCGUCUGCAGAAUGCCGAUCUGCGCGGACAUAUCGCAGUUGUCACGGGUGCGAGAGUGAAGAUUGGCUACGAGAUUGCACUGAAAUUGCUGCGUAGUGGAGCGACGGUGGUGGCCACGACGCGGUUCCCCAAGGAUGCAGCGUUCCGGUAUGCGAAGGAGAAGGAUUUUGAAGUCUGGAAGGAGCGACUGCAGAUUUACGGCAUGGACUUUCGUGACCUGGGCGUGAUCGACAAGUUUAUGGACCAUAUUGAGGAGACCUGUGGGAGUCUCGACAUCUUGAUUAACAACGCGACUCAGACGAUUCGACGACCAGUGCACUACUACAAGCACCUGAUCGAGUGCGAGGUGGCACCGGUACCGGAAGAAAUGGCUAAGGUCAACCAAAUUCUUCGGGGUAACGCAAACCUUCUUGGUAGUUCCCCAACGGACGUCGAGAGUGAGAGCGUUUCUGUCAAUGGUGCUGCAAUCGUUAGCACCAGUGGAGGCUCAUCGACGGCGAUCUCCACUGCUACUGCAUCGGCGUCUGCAUCCGUGCACCUUUCGCAGAUGCCACUUGUUGCUGAAGACCAACAUUCCGCAGAGACGGAAACCUUGUUUCCAAAGGGUCAAGUGGAUAACAACCAGCAGCAGGUGGAUCUCCGCACAUCGAACUCAUGGGUCAAAAAAAUCAACCAGAUCGAAACCAUGGAGCUGGUGGAAGUGUUCGCGAUCAAUACGAUGGCCCCGUUCAUCCUCAAUAAACGUGCCAUCCCUCUUCUCGAAAAGAGCUCGAACGAACGCCGCUUUAUCAUUAAUGUCAGUGCGAUGGAAGGCAAGUUCUACCGCAGCAAGACACCGAACCAUCCGCAUACGAACAUGGCCAAGGCUGCGGCGAACAUGAUGACGAGAACGUGUGCUGAAGAUCUUGCCAAGAAAGGCAUUUACAUGUCCAGUGUUGACACGGGCUGGAUUAACGACGAGAACCCGCGAGACGUGGCUGUUCGCAUUGCUGACACUCACAACUUCCAGACGCCACUAGACGAGGUCGACGCUGCUGCUCGUGUGCUUGACCCGAUUUUUGCUCUGUAUCAACAAGGCAACACGGACAAACCGCUAUAUGGUCAGUUCCUCAAGGACUACGCAGUCUCCGAGUGGUAAAUUGUUUUGCCUCAUUAGAACGAUUAGUCGUUGGUAACCAGGGGGAUAGAAUUCAUUAUCCAAACGUGUGGUGCAAAUGUGAACAACGUGGCGUACAUACUGUCUCCCUUCAGUC
Molecule: messenger RNA, 1839 nt
Organism: Phytophthora nicotianae INRA-310
Lineage: Eukaryota; Oomycota; Peronosporomycetes; Peronosporales; Peronosporaceae
Exons: 4
Coding region: 57-1724 (555 amino acids)
Source: RefSeq, a predicted model, not a curated record